Lymnaea stagnalis (great pond snail) is the source of this 5952-nucleotide messenger RNA. NCBI's taxonomy places the organism in Eukaryota, Metazoa, Mollusca, Gastropoda, Lymnaeidae. The record is from the annotation of a GenBank genome assembly.
AACAAAAUCUAUCAGAUUGUGUUAACAAACAUGGGCAAUGGCAAAGGUUGGGCUCAUCCAAUACACAUGCAUGGGCACAGUUUUCAUGUUGUCAAGAUGGGCUACCCAACUUAUGAUCCAGAAACAGGUAGAGUUGAACGCUAUCUAGAGAUCUAUAUCAAUAGUGCUAUUGUGUAGAUGAACUCAUUUUGUACACACACAGCCUCACAGACACAAACAUAGGCCCAUAAAUGUACACAUAGACUCAAAUACAGGCACACACAUAGGCGCGCACACACACGUAGGCACACACACACAGGGGCUCGCACACACACACAUACACAGUCACACACUCAGGCACAAAAUAUAAGGUUCACAUAAGUUACACAUACAGAUAGGUACACACACACACAUAAAUAACUACACACACCGUCACAUACACCGAUAGGUACACAUACAGGUACCUACACACAGGCGCACACACAUAGGUACACACACAGGCACCUACACGCUGGCACACACACACACACCUAGGUACAGGCACACACACACCUAGGUACAGGCACAUACACAAAACACAGGUUCACCUAAAGGUUCACACACAUGCACACUGAUGUGAACGCACAGAGGCGCACACACACACUUAUGCACACAUACAGAGGCACACAGACACACAAGUUGAUUUGAUCUAAAUCCUGACGUCAUCGCUCAAGCACUCCGGAAUAAUUGUUGUAGCCUCUGCUCCAUCUCUGCUCCGUACAAAUUACUGUCACCUAUGCUCAAGUACUGUUCUGGACCAAGUGUUGUCACUUAUUCUCCAGCACUGUGCUGGACCAAAUAUUGUCACUUAUGCUCAAGCACUGUUCUGGACCAAGUGUUGUCACCUAUGCUCAAGCACUGUUCUGGACCAAGUUUUGUCACCUAUGCUCAAGCACUGUUCUGGACCAAGUGUUGUCACCUAUGCUCAAGCACUGUUCUGGACCAAGUGUUGUCACCUAUGCUCAAGCACUCUACUGGACCAAGUGUUGUCACUUAUGCUCUAGCACUCUUCUGGACCAAGUGUUGUCACUUAUGCUCAAGCACUGUUCUAGACCAAGUGUUGUCAACUUUGCUCAAGCACUGUUCUAGACCAAGUGUUGUCACUUUUGCUCUAGCACUCUUCUGGACCAAGUGUUGUCACCUAUGCUCAAGCACUGUUCUGGACCAAGUGUUGUUAUCUCCGCUCCAUCCAGCGCUCCGGACGAAUUGUUGUCACUUCCGCUCCACCGCUCUGAGCUCCCGUUUAAGGCUGGUUAAAGGGGAGAGCUUAUAAAGUUCAAUACUCGAAGGUCGAGAUUCUAUCUCUUAGGACCUUGGCCGUGAAACAUAGCCCAGUAGUCCCUGGGGACUCCGGCCAUGCAACUCGGCCCAAGUAAGGUGGGGUUGGAACAGCUUUGCUUCCUCUCCGGAGAUGACGUUGCGUUGCCACCACCACCGCCCGGGAGCUGUACGUUUUCCUUGGUAUGGGACGGCUUUACUUCCACUCCGGGAGCAGUCACGAGCUUAACUUUCUCCCACCGUUCCCAAGAGUCGUACGAGCAAGUUUGGUUCCCAACGAGUUGUUUCCCUCCGGCGGGCGUUUCGUUGCCUCAAACCCGCGUUUCUCUGGGAGCGUUCCGGACAGGACUGUGAAGGGUUAGAACGGCCUUAACUUCCUCUCCGGGAGAGGCGUUGCGUUACCUCAACCCACGGCUCUGGGAGUUGUUCAGACUGGACGUGGCGAGGACGAAACGGUCGCCUAGGGGUGGCUUUCUCAGGGCCGCGUCUUUUAAUUCACUGGCAAGGGUUUGGGCGGCCACCCACUACCUCAUACCCGUCACCGGCAACACGUAAUCAUGUUAGCGCUUAACUUCCGUUGCGUUAGAAAUCAUGCGUUUUGCAGUGUGUGAUCUUUGGCUUCCGGAAGCAUGUCCGUACUAGUCUUCCGCGCUGCGUAGAGGCAGAUCACGUGCGACAUUGCCUCGAGCAUGGCAAUGUGACUUUCCCUCAACCCAGCAAGCUGUCUCAAGGGAAAAGUCGAAGAAAGGGGAGAGCUAAAUGUUUCUAUAAGUGUCCAUUACCCAUCUUAAUAACUAGGCCUUAGAAAUGCAUGUUCCAGCAACACGUUACAAAAGUCUUUAACACCGAGGCGAGGCUUCUCGUGAACGAGCUUGGCAAACCUUGUUAAUUAUAUCACCGCGUUCUUUGCUGCAGUUCGUUAGUUUCACAGAAUGCCAUAGAACCAAGCACCUAGCAUUGAUGAUUUUAUUGUAACUUGACUUUUGAAGGAUGAUGUAUAAUGACGAGCUGACGUAUGUCUUAAGCAGUCUUGACGCUAUGCAUCGCUUCUCCGUCGAUGUCUUUGUACAAGAGGUUCUGAUUCAGAAAAAAAAACAACAAACAGUCAAUCGAAGAUCUUCGUAAGAUAAAAAUGGAUGUGUUGAUAAUUAACUUUUCAGAUUAAUUGAUAACGUCAUAUUGAUUGAUAACAUUGUCAUAUUGACUGAUAACAUUGUAAUAUUGAUUGAUAACAGUGUAAUAUUGAUUAAUAAUGGUCAUAUUGAUUGAUAACAUUGUCAUAAUGACUAAUAACAUUGUCAAAUUGAUUGAUAACAAUGUCAUAUUGAUUGAUAACAUUGUCAGAUUGAUUGAUAGCAUUGUCAUAUUGACUUAUAACAUUGUCAUAUUGACUGAUAACAUUGUCAUAUUGACUGAUAACAUUGUCAUAUUGAUUGAAAACAUUUUCAUAUUGAUUGAUAACAUUGUCAUAUUGACUUAUAACUUUGUCAUAUUCAUUAAUAACAUUGUUAUAUUGAUUAAUAACUGUCAUAUUGAUAAUAACAUUGUAAUAUUGAUUGAUAACAUUGUCACAUUGAUUGAUAACAUUGUCAUAUUGACUGAUAACAUUGUUAUAUUGAUUGAUAACAUUUUAAUAUUGAUCAAUAACUAUCAUAUUGAUUGAUAACCUUGUCAUAUCGAUUGAUAACAUUGGCAUAUUGAUUGAUAACAUUAUCAUCUGUUGUCACGUGUAAUUGUUUCAGGAAAGUUUGUCAAAGAAAAUCUCGACAUAGACUGCAGGGGGAAUCCUGAUAGAGAAAAAAGUUAUUGUAAUGAUGCCACGUGGGCCAACAAAUCAUGGGGAGGUAACAAUGUACCUGGACUUAACUUGGGGUUCACUCCCCGGAAGGACACAAUCAUUAUACCAACAGGAGGGUAAGCAUCGUCUUUUAUCUCCAUUUAGUUGCCAUUCAAAGGCGUUUAAUGUUUCUAUGUGUUCCCAUUAACUAGGCAUUCAAAGGUGUUUAAUGUUUCAAUGUGUUCCCAUUAACUAGGCAUUCAAAGGUGUUUAAUGUUUCAAUGUGUUCCCAUUAACUAGGCAUUCAAAGGUGUUUAAUGUUUCAAUGUGUUCCCAUUAACUAGGCAUUCAAAGGUGUUUAAUGUUUCAAUGUGUUCCCAUUAACUAGGCAUUCAAAGGUGUUUAAUGUUUCAAUGUGUUCCCAUUAACUAGACAUUCAAAGGUGUUUAAUGUUGCUAUGUGUUCCCAUUAACUAGACAUUCAAAGGUGUUUAAUGUUUCAAUGUGUUCCCAUUAACUAAGCAUUCAAAGGUGUUUAAUGUUUCAAUGUGUUCCCAUUAACUAGACAUUCAAAGGUGUUUAAUGUUUCAAUGUGUUCCCAUUAACUAGGCAUUCAAAGGUGUUUAAUGUUUCUAUGUGUUCCCAUUAACUAGACAUUCAAAGGUGUUUAAUGUUUCUAUGUGUUCCCAUUAACUAGACAUUCAAAGGUGUUUAAUGUUUCAAUGUGUUCCCAUUAACUAGGCAUUCAAAGGUGUUAAAUGUUUCAAUGUGUUCCCAUUAACUAGACAUUCAAAGGUGUUUAAUGUUUCAAUGUGUUCCCAUUAACUAGGCAUUCAAAGGUGUUUAAUGUUUCUAUGUGUUCCCAUUAACUAGACAUUCAAAGGUGUUUAAUGUUUCAAUGUGUUCCCAUUAACUAGACAUUCAAAGGUGUUUAAUGUUUCAAUGUGUUCCCAUUAACUAGGCAUUCAAAGGUGUUUAAUGUUUCAAUGUGUUCCCAUUAACUAGGCAUUCAAAGGUGUUUAAUGUUUCAAUGUGUUCCCAUUAACUAGGCAUUCAAAGGUGUUUAAUGUUUCAAUGUGUUCCCAUUAACUAGGCAUUCAAAGGUGUUUAAUGUUUCAAUGUGUUCCCAUUAACUAGACAUUCAAAGGUGUUUAAUGUUUCAAUGUGUUCCCAUUAACUAGGCAUUCAAAGGUGUUUAAUGUUUCAAUGUGAUCUCAUUAACUAGUCAUUCAAAGGUGUUACAAUUUGAUUUGAUAAAUAAAUAAGUGGACGUUUAUUGGAGGCGUCUUAAAAUGAAAAUAAGUAUGACCCAGCAUUCUAAUAGUUACUUAUUUUUUUUAAUAAUGUGUAUCUUGUAUGAGACAUGAAAAACAUUUGCAUAUACGAGAGGACCAGGGGUGAAGAUUAUGUGUAUAGAGUUUUAAAAAAUAAUAUAAUAUCUAUUUCUUGUUAGCUUCCGAUUUUCUCCGUUUAUGAGAUGGUGGCAGGUGCCGAAAAAUCCCUUAACUGCCCUGGUCACCGCACUGCCCCCUGUACACCCCAUUGACCCUGGAUACCCACUGACCCCUGGACACCCUACUGACCCCUGGAUGCCGCACUGCCUCCUGUAUACCCCACUGCCCCCUGUAUACCCCACUGACCCCUGGACACCCCACUGCCCCCUGGACACCCCUCUGCCCCUCCACUGACCCCUGGAUAUCCCAAUGACCCAUGGAAACCCCGCUGCCUCCUGGACACCCCACUGCCCCCUGGACACCCUUCUGCCACCUGGACAAACCACUGUCUCAACCUACUUAUACUUUUGAAUAUAAAUAGCCUGCUUCAAAUAUAGGGAGUGCAUAUAAAAACAUAUUAAGGGCCCUAAUAAUUCGUCUGAAUUCAUGGACUAACAUCUUGGUCUGAAUUCAUGGACUAAAAUCUUCGUCUGAAUUCAUGGACUAAAAUCUUGGUCUGAAUUCAUGGACUAAAAUCUUGGUCUGAAUUCAUGGACUAAAAUCUUGUACUGAAUCAAUUAACGAAAAUCUUGGACUGAAUUCAUUGACUAAAAUCUUGUACUGAAUCAAUUAACGAAAAUCUUGGACUGAAUUCAUGGACUAAAAUCUUGUCCUGAAUUAAUUAAAUGAAACCUUGGACUGAAUUUAUUGACUAGAAUCUUUAACUGAAUUCAUUGACUAAAAAGUUGAGCUGAAUUCAUUGAAUAAAAUCUUGAUUUGAAUUCAUCGACUAAAAUCUUGAACUGAAUUCAGUGUCAUAAAUCUUGAACUGAAUUCAUUGUCUAAAAUCUUGAAUUGAAUUAAUUGACUAAAAUUUUGAAUUGACUUCAUCAAAUGAAAUUUUGGAUUGAAUUCUUUGUCUAAAAUCUUGAGCUGAAUUUUGGACUGAAUUAAUUGGUAAAAAUCUUGGACUGAAUUUCUUGUCUAAAAUCUUGAACCGAAUUCAUUGAUUAAAUUCUUGAACUGAAUUCAUUGACUAAAACAGUGGUCCCCAAAUGGCGGUCCAUGGACCUUCACCGGACCGCAUGCCUGACGCUGCCGGUCCCCAUAACAUAAAUAUUUAUUGUCAAAUAGAAAUAAAAGUAUAAAAAUAAAUCAUGCACCGGUCCCUGGUAAAAUUUCAAAACUUGUUCACCGGUCCGCCAAACUUAAAUAUUUGGGAACCACUGGACUAAAAUAUCGGACUGAAUUAACUGAUUCUUUCCUGAUGACGUCAUUUAUUUGCUUCUACGACAGCUACGUCGUCUUGCGGAUCAAGGCAGAUAACCCCGGCCUGUGGUUGAUGCACUGUCACAUAGAGUUACACAGCAUGGACGGGAUGAUUCUUAUGUUCAAUGAAUCGUUCGCACGUCAGCCAACACCGCCGAGUGAUCUAUUCAAGUGUGGA